Molecule: messenger RNA, 1329 nt
Organism: Prunus avium (sweet cherry)
Lineage: Eukaryota; Viridiplantae; Streptophyta; Magnoliopsida; Rosales; Rosaceae
Biological process (GO): DNA integration
Molecular function (GO): RNA-DNA hybrid ribonuclease activity; nucleic acid binding
Source: RefSeq, a predicted model, not a curated record
AUGGCUACAUCAAGGGAGAUGGGUGUAGAGGAAAUCAAAAUUAUUGGCGACUCAAACCUGGUGCUGAGUCAGUUACAAGGGAAUUUCGCUGUGAAGGAGGCAACAUUGGCACCCUAUCGUACGGCUGCUGAAAGGCUUAUUGGUUCUUUCAAAAAAGUUGUGUUGGAACAUAUUCCGGGGGUUACUAACAGGUAUGCAGAUGCCUUGGCUACGUUGGGGUCAAAGCUCUCAUUCAUCCAAGAGCAACCCAAUAUCACCGUAAUAAAAAGAGAUGUUCCAGCAGUCGAAGCAAUGGCUCAAGAGGAGCCGCUGGAAGAAAAAGAUUGGAGAAAAUCUGUGAAAGAAAAUCUGAUUGAAGGAAGCAACAUCAAGGAUUUGAAGGAUUAUGUGGUUAUCUUCAGCGAACUCUACAGACGCCUGCCGGGAGGUAUUCUGACCCGCUACAUAGGACUGACAGAAGCACAAAGGAGACUCCGAGAGGUACAUGAAGCCACUUGCAAUUUGGAGCCAAUAAUCAGCAAAUAUCGACGCCUGCAACGCAAGGGUUAUUAUUGGCCAGAGAUGAAGAAACAAGCAGCUGAAGUUCAAACCAAUUGUCCCAAUUGUGCAACGAUACCCUCCACCGAAGAGUCAUUCACCAUUUCGUUUGCAGAAGAUUGGAGGGCACCAUACUUGGCAUUCUUUAUCGAACGAGUUCUACCAAGCAGCAUUAAGCAUGCCCACAAGCUCAAAAGGACGCUAAAGAGAUACUUCAUAGAUGGAUCCACUCUCUAUCGCAAAGGGUUUAAAGGUGAACCUUUGAAAUGCUUGGGAGAACCUGAGGCGCAGCAAGUGAUGCAGGAAAUUCAUGCUGGAGAAUGUCGUGAACACCAAGGGAUGAAAAGACUCCAUCGGCAGCUGCUGAAUGUUGGGUAUUAUUGGCCUACCAUGAAGAAUUAUGCAUACAAUUUCGUGAAGAAGUGUCAUACGUGUCAAGUUCAUGCCAAUUUAAGUCACAAGCCUCCCACGUUAUUGCAGGACAUGCAUACUCCUUGGCCUUUUCACACUUGGGGGCUUGACUUGAUUGGAACUAUCCACCCACCUUCUGAUGGUUACAUAUGGAUCCUCACAGCCACUGAGUGUUUCACAAAGUGGGUUGAAGCAAUUCAUCUCCGAAAGGCCACGGGGGCUGCCAUUGCAAAUUUCAUCCGUGAAUACAUCGUCUGCAGAUUCGGAAUCCCAUACAAGAUCGUCACCGACAAUGGUACCCCAUUUGUUAACAAGCAAGUAAGCUCGACGCUUAGCGGCAAUAGUGUCAAGCAUCGUCGUUCCACGCCAUACUACCCAUAA